AUGGCUUCAUCAAUUCCGCAGUUUCAAACAUUGCUAACAGUCGAAGAAUUCCGUAAAUUAGUCCAUAAACAUUUUGAAAAAAACAUAUCUGAAGGUCAAUUAUAUGAUAUUAGAGAUCUUGAACGUUUUAAUACAGACGAUGCAUAUACUUUAAUGUUUAUACAACAUGGCCAAUUCGAUACAACGUUUAAUGAAGAUCGAGCACUACAUUGUUUCGAUGGAUCAUUCAGUUGGCGUAAACGACACAAUGUUUAUGAUAUUUCAACGAAUGAAUUUCCUGCUGAUUAUUUUGAUCGGCACGCUAUUUACUUUAAAAAUCAUGAUAAAUUUAACCAUCCAAUAUUGCAUUUUGUUGUACGUAGUCUCCAUAAAGGACAGGAAGACAAUGAAGCAAUUAAACGUUUUAUUACGUAUCAUUUUGAAAAACAUCAACGAGAAACUCCUGGCCAAAGAAUUGUUAUUCUUUUUGAUAUGAGUGAAGCUGGUAUUGGUCACAUUGAUUAUGAUUUGGUUAAAUUUAUCAUUUCCAGUAUGCAAACCCUUUAUCCAGGUUUAUUGGCAUAUCUUCUUAUGUAUAAAAUGCCCUUCCUUCUAUCAGCGGUUUGGCGAUUAAUUCGUACGUGGAUGUCGAGUGAAGCUGAUCGAUUUGUUAAGUUUGCUGAUGCUAAAUCAAUUAUGGAUUUUAUUGCGCCUGAUCAAUUAUCAAAACAAAUGGGUGGUACUGCAGAUGAUAGUUAG
Rotaria socialis is the source of this 738-nucleotide messenger RNA. Lineage: Eukaryota; Metazoa; Rotifera; Eurotatoria; Philodinida; Philodinidae. The record is from the annotation of a GenBank genome assembly.